CUCCGGGAUGGUUUGCUUCUGCCUGGCUGCGGCACCAGGAAGGCGCUGAGCUCAAACCCGGGCCGCGGCGGCCUCGGAGCGGCCUGUGCCGGCGCCGCACGCAGUUGUAAAAAUGGGACGUCGCUCAUCAGACACAGAAGAAGAGAAUCGAAGCAGAAGAAAAAAGAAGCACCGUAGGCGUUCAUCUUCAAGUAGUUCCUCAGACAGCAGAACACACAGCCGUAAGAAAUCGGGAAGGAAGUCCAGGUCGAAUUCACGGUCUCGAGAUCUGCAGGCCCGUUCACAUUCUUACGAGAAAAGACGCAGGCACCGAUCUAGCAGUAGUUCUUCAUAUGGAUCAAGAAGAAAACGGAGUCGUAGUCGAUCAAGAGGCAGAGGCAAAUCCUACAGGUCUCAGAGAUCAAGAUCAAAGAGUAGAACAAGAAGGUCACGAUCAAGACCUCAUCAACGUUCUUACAGUCGAAGUAGUGAAAGAUCUAGUCAUAGAAGAACUCAUAGCAGGUCUCGUGAAAGAGAACGUCGCAAAGGCAGAGAUAAAGAAAAAAUGAGAGAGAAGGAGAGGGGCAGAGGGAAAGAGAAGGAGUUGUAUAGCUCCAAGCGUGGGGACUCUGGAAACAUCAAAGCUGGAUUAGAACAUCUGUCUCCUGCUGAACAGGCCAAAGCUAGAUUACAGCUUGUUCUUGAAGCAGCUGCUAAAGCUGAUGAAGCAUUAAAGGCUAAAGAGAAAAGUGAAGAAGCAGCAAAAAAGAGAAAGGAAGAAGACCAAGCCACCCUAGUAGAACAAGUGAAACGAGUAAAAGAAAUUGAAGCUAUUGAAAGCGACUCCUUUGUUCCACAGACAUUUAGAUCAAGUAAAGAAGUCAAAAAGUCAACAGAACCUGUUGAAUUAAAAUACGAACCUGCAACUUUAGGAAUGGGAAUUGCUGAUACAUCUAAUACUGAAAAAGAAAUAGCAAGUAGCAGCAUUCCUACUGCCAUCAAGUACCAAGAUGACAACUCUUUAGCACAUCCAAAUCUAUUUAUUGAGAAGGCAGAAGCAGAGGAAAAGUGGUUCCAGAGGUUGAUUGCUCUUCGGCAAGAAAGGUUGAUGGGCAGCCCAGUGGCUUGAACAACUUACAGUAAAUGUUAUACAGAAUUCUCCAUGAAUGCUAAUAAACUCCUACCAUACACCUGUAGUUUUACUUUUUAAGAGAUGUUAAAUUCUGAAUAUGAGUUGUAAGAAGAAAAAAAUGAAAUGUUUCAUUUGAAUUAGAAACAAAUCAGUUACUCUCA
Messenger RNA from Gavialis gangeticus (Gharial), 1272 nucleotides. It is a transcript of the gene RSRC1, whose product is annotated as arginine and serine rich coiled-coil 1. The record is from RefSeq and is a predicted model, not a curated record. Gene Ontology annotation, biological process: alternative mRNA splicing, via spliceosome. The transcript is spliced from 10 exons. NCBI's taxonomy places the organism in Eukaryota, Metazoa, Chordata, Crocodylia, Gavialidae. Gene Ontology annotation, cellular component: cytoplasm; nucleus. The coding region runs from base 113 to 1108 and encodes 331 amino acids.